CAGGGUUGGGACAUGCUCCUUGCCGGCCGCAACCUCGCAGAAGUCGUGAAGAGGUUGGAGGACGAAUCCGUCGUGGUGACUUCUCCCCAGCUUCGGCUGCGAGAGCGCGUGGCGAUCGUGUCAAUCUGCGCCUAUGGGGAGGAAGAGCCCGUUAGGGUCAUUGGCACAGAGAAUCACGAGAUAUAUGCUCAACUCCACGGCUACGACCUCAUCCAAAUCACCAAUUCGGCGCAGAUCGCGCCGAACUUGGCAUCGGGGAUGGACAUCAACGACGGAGUCCACAAGCCUUUCUUUUGGAAGGUAAACGCGGUUAAGAACGUGCUUGAGCAGCAGAGCCCGCGCUAUGACUGGGUCCUGUGGAUCGACUGUGAUGCCUUCUUCAUGGAUCCAGGCCGAACAAUCGACUCCGUCAUCAACAUGUAUUCCGCCAACAGCACCGCAGCCUCACGCCUUGGGCCAAGGCAAUGGGGCGAGAGCCCGGAAGUCUCGCAGCUACGACAGCGACUUCAUCCUGUGGCAUCUCCUGAGGUGUCGCUGGUAGUGGCGACAGACUCUUCCGGCAUCAACAAUGGUGUGUGGCUGAUGAAGAAUACUCCCUGGUCUCACGACUUCCUGGUGCGAUGGUGGCACUCGGAUAUUCUGCAGGGCCCGGGCGCGAAUCACAACUGUAGUGACCAGUCGACCAUGCAGCAUCAACUGCUAUACGCCACCAGCAUGGCUUUAGAUGAGCUCUGGGAUGCCGCGGAGGGCCCCGUUUGGGUACCGGAAGUGCGUGUGGCGGCUCAGGAGCACCUUCAGUCCUUUCAUGCGGCCACUGCAGCCACCGUGGCCAGCAGGGAGUGGCAGCCAGGAGACUUCAUCAAGCACCACCCAGGCUGCCACUACUACAAGGCUCCCUGCCAACAACUUUACAUGGAGGCUCACUCCAUCUUCGUCAGCCAGGUUCAGGCUAUGGUUGCUGCACGCUGA
Symbiodinium pilosum is the source of this 969-nucleotide messenger RNA. NCBI's taxonomy places the organism in Eukaryota, Dinophyceae, Suessiales, Symbiodiniaceae. The record is from the annotation of a GenBank genome assembly.